This is a messenger RNA of Eriocheir sinensis (Chinese mitten crab), 2323 nucleotides long. RefSeq lists its product as uncharacterized. Lineage: Eukaryota; Metazoa; Arthropoda; Malacostraca; Decapoda; Varunidae. The record is from RefSeq and is a predicted model, not a curated record. The transcript is spliced from 8 exons. Bases 212 to 2308 code for a protein of 698 amino acids.
UCUCGCUGUACCUGGUGACGGGUGGAAGGUGUCGCGCCGCCGCCGUGCCACUCAUGACUGACUCGAUGGCACCCUAUGAGCAUAAGCACAGUGACCAAGCUUCCCGUGAUAUGUUACAGUGCGUGAUAGUGCGUUAAGACGUGAUGCUCGGUGUAGUGAUGCGUUGACUCAGUGAAUGACGGAGACGGAAGGGAUAUAACGUUGCGCCAAGAUGCAUGGUGAGGAUGCGGGAAUAAGCCCCCGGGCACGCUCCCCCAGCAGACACCGCAGCCCCGCCACCGCCACCCGUGGGAGUGCCAGGUCCCCCCACCCACAAGGGCGGACCUGUCCCCUGCCCCACCACCCCAGCCAUGUCUCGCAGGCAGGAGUGAGGCCCACGCAGCGCCUUCACGACCAGCCCCCAGCCCCAAGCAUUAAUUCAUCCCCCAAGAAGCUCCCUCAACCCACCCCUCUCACCGAAGCUCUCCCCCCCGGCGUCCCAUUCUUCCCUGGACGUCCUCACGCAAUUCACAAGUCCCCGCGGCACAGAGCUCCCGGGCCCACCAUCAAGGUGCCUCAGCUCCCCAGACUGAGAGAGAACGUCCGCAAACUCUCUUUGGACCUUCGUCUGCACCUUCAGGAGUCCCUACGUCAGCUCCAGCGACAGGAGACACCGACACAACUCAACGGAGCGUCUGAAGAGGAUGGCCCCGAAUCAGUGCUAGACCUCACCGAGGAAGCACAAGGAACGCCAGAACUCAAGGAGGAAGUGCUGGCCAGGAGAAGCGUCAGCGCCCCGCUCCUCAGGACUCGGGACGCCAGUGUUACCAGCGACUACUUCAGUGACUCCGGUGAGCCCUCGCUGUCUCCUUCGCUCAUCAAGGACCACGAGUUCGUCCUGAACUUUGACCUCGUGGAUGAAGAGUCCCAGAGCUCAAGGACCGAGAGCAGAGCAACGUCUAGAAUCGCGAUCCACAACCAGCAUGACGCGGGCUUGCCUUUAGAAGGGUCUACCCAGGAUGCUGAGCGUUUUCUUCAGCUUUUAGUCGCGGCCGCUGGAGAGAAUGAAGCCCCCGCAGAGGAAGGGGAACUAAGCUAUAACCCCCAAGCCAAUAUUAGUGCCAAAAAGGACUUCCUUAGCCUAGUACCUGAGACUAGAUUAUGUUCUACGAAGUCAAUUUCUGGCUUUAGUCCUUCUCUUCUGCAUACUCCCCCAUCGCCUCAGCACCCUCUCAGCACCCUCAGCACGCCCCCCUCGCCUCCCCCUCGCCCCCACACUGACUCUAGCCUUUUCCUCACAACUCACGGUGCCAAAUCCUGCCGCGGGGACCCCCCAGCGGCACCAUGGCACCCUUCGCGUAGAUUCCUUGACGCACCUUCUUCAGGCAAACUGGUUGACGACGCACGCUACAUCACAAUGGACGUUGAUAAAGGCUGCAGCAACAACGGCGGCGGUGUGGGCGGGUUGGGCCCCCUGAGCUUCUCGCUGUCUUCGCUUUCCGGGUCGUCUAGCCCCGUGCUAGAGUUUGUUAGCCCCGCGAGGACGGCCGCAGAGCUCCACACCAACUCCCUCAACCGCCGCAAGACAAAACGGUGUAAUGACCGCGAGGAAGCCCGCAGAUCUUGGGGCCCCGCAGACAAGGAAGAGGGGAGCAGGGACUUCUGGGCCUCCAUCCAGGAGCCGUACAACUAUAUAAUGGGGAGCAACCUCAUCCCUGACUCCUACCAGGUUGGAGAGACCUCAGAAGCCCCCUCGUCAGGAGAGUUUGAGCUGUGUUGGGACAGUGGAGACGUGUCACCGCCCUACGUUUGGAGUUUUUCCGAGUUUCUUGAUCAGUACAAUGAAUUGUAUGAGUGGCUUAUUCAAGUUCAGUUGAAGCUUUACUCCCAUUCCAACCCACCUGAUAAAGCAGCAAGAAUGGCCCAGCAGGAGGAGCUGCGUCGCCGCACUUACCGCCGCAAACUGUUUGUGGAGCAGGGAGAGCGUGUGGCCCAGAGGUACCCAGGCUCCUCGGAGGAGAUCAGCUGGCGUGUCAACUACCUGAACAACAAGUGGGACCAGCUGGAGAGUAACCUGACUCCUGCCAAGGGCCGAAACCAAGAGGUGGAAGUAGAAUUAGAUCUUGCUCACGAGGAGGGCAUCUUGCGCCGCUGGCUGGGUGACAUGGAGGACCAAAUUCAGCCCCUGACCUGCCGCCUUCCCCGGGGCUCCUCGCUGCUCACCCUUCAGGACCGCUACAAGGACAAUCAGGUAGGUGUCUGCACUAAGUCUUUGUAUGUAAGGUCACUGGGAAGGGUCGGACCUUCAAAUGACAGUUCGUAUUGUUGAAUCUUGAAGGAAGUG